CCUUUCCUUCUCAAAAUUAUUAUUAUUAUUUAAAAAGACUAGUAAUAACUUUUACAUUUAAAAUCAUUCGUAAGAAUAACAAAAAUAUAAAUAUCAACCGCCAUUUUUGUGUGAAGAAGCUCCAUGACCCUAAGGUCCAAGCUUUGACUACAUAUAUAGAUAUAUAUAGAGAGAGGAACAUCAAUACGAUGUCGUCGACGGUGAAAGGAAUGGUGAUAAGGAGUAGUACUACUAUGGAGGUGUGUAAGCAAAGAUUGAUAAGGUGGUCAAAGUCAAAGUAUGUGGAUCAGUACCACAUGUUUGAUCUAAUUGGGAGGAAAACCCGACCCUCGUCUCAACUACUCCGGCGAACACGCGUGGCCUCCGUGACUGGAAUCACAACUCCGUACCCAAAGAGAAGUCAGCCUCGCGGUCAAACCCGAGCUCAAGCUAUUCUUUCCCCUGUUUCUGAUCCAACUACACCAACUGCCAACAAGCGAGUGUUUACUUUCGGAAAAGGAAGGAGUGAAGGGAACAAGGGAAUGAAGUCACUGUUGGGAGGGAAAGGAGCAAACCUGGCGGAAAUGGCGAGCAUUGGCUUGUCUGUGCCGCCUGGACUUACAAUCUCAACAGAAGCAUGCCAAGAGUAUCAGCAGAAUGGCAAGAAGUUGCCAGAAGGUCUUUGGGAAGAGAUUUUGGAAGGGUUGCAGAUUGUGCAAAAUGACAUGGGUUCUGUUCUUGGUGAUCCUUUGAACCCUCUUCUGCUCUCUGUUCGCUCUGGUGCUGCGAUUUCAAUGCCGGGCAUGAUGGACACUGUUCUCAACCUUGGACUAAAUGAUGAGGUGGUUGCUGGUUUGGCUGCCAAGAGCGGAGAGCGCUUCGCUUAUGACUCGUAUAGACGGUUUCUAGACAUGUUUGGAAAUGUUGUUAUGGGCAUACCGCACUCUUCAUUUGAGGAAAAGUUAGAGAAUUUAAAGCAUGUUAAAGGAGUUCAAUUGGAUACAGAUCUAACAGCCUCUGAUCUUAAAGAGCUUGUGGAACAGUACAAGAGUGUCUACCUUCACACUAAAGGGGAAAAGUUUCCCUCAGAUCCAAAACAGCAGUUACAGUUAGCUGUUAAAGCGGUCUUCGACUCUUGGGACAGCCCGAGGGCAAACAAAUACAGAAAUAUCAAUCAGAUAACUGGGCUAAAGGGAACUGCUGUUAACAUUCAAACCAUGGUUUUUGGGAACAUGGGAAAUACUUCAGGGACUGGUGUUUUAUUCACCAGGAAUCCAAGCACCGGUGAAAGGAAGCUUUAUGGAGAGUUUCUCAUCAAUGCUCAGGGAGAGGAUGUAGUAGCUGGAAUCAGGACACCAGAAGACUUGGACACCAUGAAAAAUUGCAUGCCUGAUGCUUACCAGGAGCUUGUGGAGAACUGUGAAAUUCUUGAACGACAUUACAAAGACAUGAUGGACAUAGAGUUCACUGUCCAGGAAAACAGGUUGUGGAUGUUGCAGUGCCGAUCAGGCAAGCGAACUGGUAAAGGAGCAGUAAAGAUAGCUGUAGACAUGGUCAAUGAAGGGCUUGUUGAUACUCCCUCUGCCAUUAAGAUGGUUGAACCCCAGCAUCUUGACCAACUUCUUCAUCCUCAGUUUGAGGAUCCAACUGCUUACUCAGACAAAGUAGUGGCUACUGGUUUGCCUGCAUCUCCUGGAGCUGCAGUAGGACAGAUUGUGUUCAGUGCUGAGGAUGCUGAAACAUGGCAUGCACAAGGAAAGAGUGUCAUCCUGGUAAGAACAGAAACCAGCCCAGAAGAUGUCGGGGGUAUGCAUGCGGCUGCUGGGAUCUUAACAGCAAGAGGUGGCAUGACAUCUCAUGCAGCUGUUGUGGCCCGGGGUUGGGGAAAGUGUUGUGUUUCCGGUUGUUCCGAUAUCCGGGUAAACGAUGCAGAGAAGGUACUUGUAAUUGGGGGACAAGUGAUCAACGAAGGGGAGUGGCUUUCACUUAAUGGAUCCACAGGUGAAGUGAUAUUAGGAAAGCAGCCACUUUCACCACCAGCUAUGAGUAGUGAUCUGGAAACUUUCAUGUCUUGGGCUGAUAAAAUAAGGCAUCUCAAGGUUAUGGCAAAUGCUGAUACCCCUGAAGAUGCUUUAACAGCAAGAAACAAUGGUGCCCAAGGAAUUGGACUUUGCAGGACAGAACACAUGUUCUUUGCUUCAGGUGAGAGAAUAAAGGCUGUGAGAAAGAUGAUAAUGGCAGUCACAACCGAGCAGAGAAAAGCUGCAUUGAAUCUGUUGCUACCUUAUCAAAGAUCAGACUUUGAGGGGAUUUUCCGUGCAAUGGAUGGCCUCCCAGUAACAAUCCGGUUAUUAGAUCCUCCACUUCAUGAAUUCCUACCAGAAGGUGAUCUUGAACAGAUUGUCAGUGAACUAACCGCAGAGACUGGCAUGACUGAGGAUGAAGUUUUUGCAAGAGUCGAGAACCUAUCAGAAGUGAAUCCCAUGCUUGGUUUCCGAGGCUGCAGGCUUGGGAUUUCAUACGCAGAACUCACUGAAAUGCAAGCACGUGCAAUCUUUCAGGCUGCUGUGUCAAUGAGUAGCCAAGGAUUUAAAGUCUUUCCUGAGAUAAUGGUUCCCCUUGUUGGAACACCUCAGGAACUGGGUCAUCAAGUGAGUGUAAUAAGGAGUGUAGCAGAGAAAGUUUUCUCUGAGAUGGGCUCUUCCUUAAGCUAUAAGGUUGGAACCAUGAUUGAGAUACCUAGAGCUGCUCUUGUUGCAGAUGAGAUUGCAAAAGAAGCAGAGUUCUUCUCCUUUGGUACCAACGAUCUCACACAAAUGACAUUUGGCUAUAGUAGAGAUGAUGUUGGGAAGUUUCUACCAAUUUACCUCUCCAAAGGAAUUUUGCAAAAUGACCCCUUUGAGGUACUUGAUCAAAGAGGUGUGGGGCAACUCAUUAAGAUGGCCACAGAAAAGGGUCGUGCAGCUAGGCCUAGUUUAAAGGUUGGAAUAUGUGGUGAACAUGGAGGAGAGCCUUCUUCUGUAGCUUUCUUUGCUGAGGCUGGACUUGACUAUGUUUCAUGUUCACCAUUCAGGGUUCCUAUUGCUAGGCUUGCUGCAGCCCAAGUUGCUGUCUCAUAAAAAAGACUGUACAAUAUCUAUAAAUGAUUUUACAUCGUUGUAAAUACACUGUUAAAAUAUCAACUGUGAAAUAAUACAUUACAGUAAUCAUAGAAAGAAAGAAAGAAAAUCAUGCAAAAAGUGAAUAAAUGUAUUGUUUAAUAUGAUUCCCAUUUCAAGACUACCUAAGCUGUAGAUUUCCAGCAAAAAAAAACUAAGCUGUAGAUUAUUAAGUGUACAAUGUGCAGGUAUUAAUACAUUAUAAUCAUAAUUUUGGUAUAA
Humulus lupulus (European hop) is the source of this 3359-nucleotide messenger RNA. Its product is annotated as pyruvate, phosphate dikinase, chloroplastic. The coding region runs from base 189 to 3098 and encodes 969 amino acids. Lineage: Eukaryota; Viridiplantae; Streptophyta; Magnoliopsida; Rosales; Cannabaceae. Gene Ontology annotation, biological process: pyruvate metabolic process; phosphorylation. The transcript has 21 exons. Gene Ontology annotation, molecular function: kinase activity; ATP binding; pyruvate, phosphate dikinase activity. The record is from RefSeq and is a predicted model, not a curated record.